AUGUCGAACGACGACCUCCCAACCACAAUAAUGAUAGGAAAAUAUGCAACAAUGACGUUUCUCCGAAACGAAGCCUACCUCACCCGCAUUGAGACCAUCCCAAGCGGUAACACACGCGGAGACACGCUCUCUGUCCCGCCGCACUGGCACGAGACGCACGACGAGUUCCUUCGCAUCGUGCAAGGCCGCAUCGAGGCCCUGAUCGGGUCGACGACACGCAUCUACGUCCCGGAGGAUGGCGAAAUACGCAUUCCGAAGGGCACGGUACACGGUUUCCGCACGUUCGAGGGCGAGCAUGUCAUAUUUGAGGAGCGGACGGAACCUAUGGACGAGGAAAAGGAGUUGUUCUUCCGGAACGCCCUCGAAGGUGACAAGAUGACCACCAAUCUAUUCCAGGCUAUGCUUGUCUCGUACCAUGGGGAUGUGCGUCCUGCAUUCCCUGGGCAUAUCCUGUGGCUGGAGAAAGCUUUCGUCACGAUCAUUGGGCACCUCUUAGCGCCUUUGCUCGGCUACAAGUUGAGAUACACAACCUUGAAGAAGCAAAAUUGA
Messenger RNA from Cyclocybe aegerita, 549 nucleotides. The record is from the annotation of a GenBank genome assembly. NCBI's taxonomy places the organism in Eukaryota, Fungi, Basidiomycota, Agaricomycetes, Agaricales, Hemipholiotaceae.